Toxoplasma gondii ME49 is the source of this 6006-nucleotide messenger RNA. RefSeq names its product ALG6, ALG8 glycosyltransferase family protein. Gene Ontology annotation, cellular component: endoplasmic reticulum membrane. The transcript has 7 exons. Lineage: Eukaryota; Apicomplexa; Conoidasida; Eucoccidiorida; Sarcocystidae. The coding region runs from base 899 to 5650 and encodes 1583 amino acids. The record is from RefSeq and is a predicted model, not a curated record. Gene Ontology annotation, biological process: protein N-linked glycosylation. Gene Ontology annotation, molecular function: dolichyl pyrophosphate Man9GlcNAc2 alpha-1,3-glucosyltransferase activity.
GUGGGUUGAAAGAUUUAUUUUUCCUGUGCAGAAUGAGGCAUUUGCGGUGAAAGAGGGAAGAGCGGAUUCGGUGUGUCUCGGAGUCGAGUAAAGAGGCGACAUGAGAGAGAUGAGAGUGGGCAUGCAGAUAGAUGCUUGUGUUGCAUGCGGAACUUCACUUUCGUCGCGUUUCUUCUCCUCUUUGACACACACACACUUUCCCCCCGUUCUACCCCUUUCUCCCGCAUUUUGGAGACGGUCUCGAUGAAAUUGAAAAGGCGGAGAAGCGAGAGAGUAGCAGACACAGAAGCACAGGCAACGGCCCACCAAGGGCAGGAGGAGCAGCCACAAGGACGCAAAAAAGGAAGAAGAUCGAAAAGCAGAGGAGAGGAAGAGAGAAAGAGAAGAAAGAAAGGAAAGACAUUUCUCUCCGUGCACCCUCGAGUGUCUUUCUUGUUGUGUCUAAAAAAAAGAGAACGGAGGUUGGAAGCCGUCAGAGAUAAUUCUUUUUUCGACAGACGGGGAGUGCCUCGUUUCUUGUGUGUGUGUUUGUUCGCUUCCACUUUUCGCUCUCCCUGUGGUCUGGUUCCGCAGAAGUCUUCUGUUGCUCCUCUGCGAAUCUCGUCUUCUCUCUCUUUCCUCUGAAUCUUCACUUCUUCCUUCCUCAGACCUUCUCUUCUUCCUCCUUCAAAUGCUCUCCUCUGUCUCUGCCCCUCUGUUCUUCCCCCCAAAUUACUGCGUCCUUCUCUCCUAACUCCUGUCUUUCCGACUGGCUUUCCGUCGCCUCUCAGCGCGCGUUCUGCUCCUCCCUCGCGUCUUCUCUCGCGUCUUCUCUUGCGCCUUCUGAGGGUGGAGGAAUCUGUCUUGCUUUCGCAGAGAACUCCUUCGGCGUCGAUGCUCGCCGGAGUGAAGCUGCUGGAUGGUGCACUCAUUCAUCGGAGUAGCACCCACAAGUCCCUCUCGCCACUGUGCCAGUAAUGUCCACGGAAGCGAACGAGUUUUUGCCAGCAUGAGACGCCGCGACAGGGCGCAGAGGCGUCCGUCAGACGAGAACGGCGAAGCGCUUCGACGCGACUCGUCUCACCCUUCUCGCGUUCCUCCUUCUCCCUUCUCUCCACCUCUCUCCACUCUCUGCCCUCUCUCCUCUCCUCUCUUCUUCGUUCCGCUCUCGCGGCUCCCUCAACGCAACAGUCCUUCUUGUGGCUCUGCGUCGCGUUCUCUUCUUUCAGCCGCUCUCUCUGCGGCGGCGUCUCAUCCGCGUACAGGAAUUUUCCUCUCCCGUUGUCUCACAGAGUUGCAGCAGCUGCGCAUGCACACUCGCCCUUUCUCUUCUCUGUCUUCUUUCUCUUCUUUCUCCUCUUCUUUGCCUUCGUUCUCUUCUGAGAAUGGAGAUCGCGUGGCGGAAACUGCGUUCCUUCCCCUGGAAAGCAGACAGCGCGAGGACUUGCUUUCUCACCUUUUCCUUGCGGUUCCUGCGGGUCUGGAAAACCUUCUCGCCUCUCAGCCUCGAGCGGAGGGAGAAGCGAACGCGUUUCAAGAUGACGAGGGAGACGCCGCGACUCCGCGCGCCCUGAAAGAAAGCUGGAAAAGAAAAAAAACGGACGAACCGCAAGCGCCGCGCCAACAGAGCUGCCGGAUCUGCGGCGGCUUCGCGCUCCAGGUGUACGUACACCUGAACGGGCUGCUUGGGGCGUCUCAGCGCGAGGCAGGAAAAGACGCGGGUGACGCGUUUUCGUGGCGUUCCACCGGAGGACGGAGGAACGAGGAAUUGUUUGUGUCGGACGAGGCGCGUCGCGAGGAGGAGCAGCGGAACGAAAGCCAGACAGGAAGUCAAGCGAGUAAAGGAAAGGAUGACACGGAUGGAUGCACAGAUGCACAGCAUCAGUUUUUUCUCCACUUCACUCUCGAAGUCUACGCAGACUAUCCUUUUGAGAUCCCCUGUCUUUUCUUCAGACGCCUCGUCUCCCUCUCGGAGCUCAGGGGCCUCUCAUUACUCCCGAAGCCUCGACCUUCUUCUCCUCCCCGACAUGCUGCUUCUCGUUCGUCUUCUUCUCGUUCGUCUUCUUCUUCUCGUUCUCCUUCUUCUGUGUCUCUGCGUGAGUGCGAUUUCUGUUCGUCGACUGGUCCAAGUACUUCGCCUCGUCCGCGGCUUCUUCGCCCUCGUGUGCUCGUCGAGGAGAUGCAGAAGCGGCUGGCGGCCGUCGGGAGAGACGACCCAUCGGAGGUUCUUUCUCUCUCUGUUCUCGGGGAGAGCUGGCUGCCCUCCCUCUCUCUGCUUCUUCUCCUUCGGCGCUUGUGCGCGUUUCUCCUUCUGCUCUCUCUGCAGCUGAGAGAGGAAGGGGGAGACUCUAUCCCGCAGGCGGCAGAGAGAAGAGACGCUCGCGGAGGACAGCCUGUUGUCGCCGACUGCGUUAGGUUCAGCGACAGGCCGAAGCAAGAAGAAAACUCUCCCGCCGAGGACGCACGCAGACCCAAGAGACGAGAAAGAGAAAGGACGAGUGACAGAAGAGAGAGAGACGCAGGCCAGGACUUCUGGCUAUGUCGAUCCAUGCGGAGUCUCCGGAGAACAGGGAAGGCCGGGACUUGCCUCCUCCUGCUCUUCGUCCUUCUCCUGCGGGCUGCCGUCGGUCUCCACCCCUAUAGCGGUGAAGGACGCAUGCAAGGAGGCUACGGAGACUUUGAGGCUCAACGGCACUGGAUGGAAAUUGCCUUCAACCUUCCUCUCGCCUUUUGGUACACCUACGGAACGUAUCUUUCUUCUUCUUCUCCGUCUUCUUCUCUCUCCUCUUCUUCUGCCGCCUCAACGGGGCGCAGAGGCGGCGGUGACUUGUCGGAGUCUCCUGAGGUGAAGACGCGUUUUCGCGAGGCCGGAAAGCGCCAAGGAAUCGCCGCUGGACUGCCGACGCGCCGUACGCUAUGGUGGCCGCUGGACUAUCCGCCUCUGAGCGCCUUUCUCGCUCGCCUCCUCGCGCCUCUCGCCUUCCUCGUCCACCCGCCCGCAGUCACUUGGUGGACCUGGAGGCGACAUGCGGCCCUGAGCGUGGAGAGUGAAACGAGAGAGAAAGGAACGGCAGGAAAAGGCGGCGGGGAGCCAGCGAACGACGGAGAAGGUUGUGAAGGAGCAGGGGAAGAAGAAGCGCCAAACGGAGAAGAGACGAAAGCAAGGAGUGAGAACGAAGGAGAAGAAGACGCAGACGGAGAUGCAAGAGAAGACGCCGAAGCGAAGGAAGAAGGACUCGAAGAGGAAGCAGAAGCGACAGAAGACGUUCGACAGGAGCGAGGGAAAACGACGAAGAAAACGAGGGAAGCGAAGAAGAGAGGAACAACAGAGGAGCAGCGAGAAAGACAGAGGGACAGAACAGAUGCCUCUUCAACUCGUGACGAAGCGUCGCCUUUUCCCCAGUUCCGCGGAAUUGAAGAAAGUCUCUUUCGCGUCUUCAUGCGAUGGACUGUCAUCGUUUCCAAUUUCCUCGUCUUUGCUCUCGCCUCUCUCUUCUUCUUUCUCUCCUCUUCCGAAACUGAAAAGAAGGAAGACGAACAAGAGCAAGGCGAAGGAACACCCAGAUACCGCAGGGAGAGAGAUGAAGAAGACGAACCAGAAGAAGAGGAAAACGGAGGAGACCGUGACGUCCGGAUAGGCGGGUGUGCCGAAAAGGUCGGAGUUGCCGCUUGGUUCUCUUCUCGUUUUUCGACCUUUUCAAUGGGCAAUUUCUUUUUCUCUUCUCUAGCACAUGAUCGGUCUCCUCGCUGUCCAUGUGCCUCCCGCGAAACGCAGUCGACGCUCGCGCUUCUUCUCUUUCUUCUCUCGCCGCCCCUGCUCCUCAUCGAUGAUGGUCACUUCCAGUACAACGGCGUAGCUCUCGGCCUCACGGUGGCUGCCACUGCGUUUCUCUUUCGUCAACAAGACUUCCUUUGCGCCUUCUGUUUCACACUGGCUCUGCUGUUCAAGCAAACGAGCCUCUAUUUCGCCCCUGCCUUCUUCGCAGUUCUCCUUUCUCGCGCAACGCAGCGCAUCCACUUCCGAGGAGCUCUGCAGGCUCCGCGGACGUCUCGCCUGCCUCUCAGCGACUGCUUGUCGCGGCUCUUUCCUUUGGGCCUAGUCGUUCUCUCGACUUGCUUUUUCUCGCUCCUGCCCUUCGUGCUCCACCCGCCUCGAGUCCUGACGCUGCAGCAGCAGCAGAGCGACUCUCUCGCCGUACCACCCUCUGCUUUCUUCCAAGAAGCGAAUGCGGCAGAGUCCCUGGACAGUGGAGCCUCGGGGCAGUCGCUACCUCUCGCCGCGGCCCUCACGCUGUGGCGGCGCGUCUUCCCCUUCCACAGAGGUCUAUUCGAAGACUACGUCUCCAACUUCUGGGUCGCUGUGGCCCCUGUCUUGCGACUUCGCGGCGACGCGCUUCUCUCUGGGCGCUCUCUGCUUCUCCUCUCCCUCGCGCUCACUCUCGCGGCCCUGCUCCCUGCAUGCGUCGGGGUGUACGUACACCCCACGCGCGACCGGUUCCUCGCUGCGCUCUUCGCCUCGGCGAGCGCCUUCUUCCUUUUCUCCUUCCACGUCCACGAAAAAGCGAUACUCCUCCCUGCCACCGCUGCUCUCCUCUUGCUUCCGCGAAACCCCGAUUUCGGGUGUACGUACAGCCUGAUGGCGACGUUUUCCCUCCUGCACCUCAUGCAGAAAGACGUACUGGUGUUCCCCGCGACUCUUCUUCUCCUCGCGUUUUUCUAUCUUUCGUCGCUUCUCACGCCGCACCUCCGACGGCCUGCGUGUCGCUUAAAGUUCCAGAACUCUUCUGUUUCGUCUCCCUUCUCCCAAGCCGUUUUCUUCUUCUCCACGAAGCUUUCAAGAGAUAAAAUUUCUCCGUCCCCUCUCUCUGCCCCGCACUAUCCACUUCCUGUCUCCUCUGCCUCUUCGACUGUUUCUUCUUCUUCGUCGCCUCGUUCUCUUCUCCAGCAAGCGGACGCCUUCUCACUUUCUCGUUUUCUCUCCGACGUCUGCCCCGCUCUCCUCCAGCUCCCCGUCUUCCCGCUGCGUCGGGUGUACAUACACCUGAGAUUCGCGUUCAGAUCGAUGUGUGCCUCUCUCUUUCCCUCUUCUUUUGUGGCGUCGGUUUCGCCCGCGACGCGCCCCUCACAGCUUCGCACCUCUACGCCCUCAUACGUUCCUUCGGCACUUUCGCGAAAACGCGAAGAACUCGAGGCUUUGCGCGCCAGCGAAGCUGCGGCGUACGUACACGUCGCUCGGGUGUUGACGCGCAGCGGCGCGGAAAGGAGCUUCCGUGGUCUCGACGCGGGUCGCUGCAUGCCCCGGAGAACGUCUCCUUUUUCCGGAUUGUCUUUGCUCUUUCUUUCUCCUUCGGGGUGGCUGGUAGCUGCCGCAGUUCUGGCGAGCUUCCAGCUGUUUGCCCGCCCGCCAGCGCGUUUCCCCUUUCUGUUCGUCUACCUGAACUGCGUUCUCCACUUCGUCUUCUUCUUCGCGAGCUUGGUCUACGUGACUCUUUGCUCCUUUGCUGCUCAACCGAAACGCGGAGAUGAGUCUCUUCUCGAAGCAACGCGCGAGGACAUCUAUCAAGAAGACUUUCCUUUUCCUUUGUCGGAAAAUCCAGACCAAGGUCCUUCCGAGGUGGACUGCUCUCGCGAACUUCACACACAAGUCGAGCUUUCUGUUCCGGGGGAAUAAAGAGAGCAUAGACGCACAACUUGCUUCUUUGCUUUCGUCGUUUCGCUUCUUUCUGACCUGUGGAAGCCUCAUUGUUUCUCCACCCUGGAAGAUGGGACUGCGCUUCCUCUCACUCGCGUCAGUUGCUCCGAAAGUCUUUCCUUCUCUGCUUGCCGCAGCCUGGAAGGACGACCUUCUGUCUGACGCAUGCAUGCAGUGAGAAAUCCAGACUCAACGCGGUUCGCUCCACUUCCUCUGUCUUGGAAAACUCCGCUGGGCAACCUCUCCCCUUCUUCCUUUCAGGGACCACGUUGACAAAAGCUGUCACUGCGUUCUGGGCAUCCCCCUUUUCUAUACUUAAUAGAUACUAUAUGUUU